AUGGGAUCAGUUGGACCAGUCGACAAGGGCGUUGUCUCGGUGGUAGAUGGCGUGACGGUUAACUUUGACCCGAUCGAGCUGCCGGGCCAGCGCAUCGUGCACGGCAACACGUUCCCGCUGGUGUUGAAGAUGAGCAAGCCUGAGGGCGAGGGGGAACUCAGCCUGGACGAGGCGGCGCGGGCGCUGCGCGACCUGUCGGAGCGCGGGAUCACGACGGAACUGCUCAACAAGCACGGGGCGGUGAUCCUGCGCGGGCAGCCGGACGCGUCGCCGCGAGCCAUGUCGGUGCUGGUGCACGCGGCGGAGGAAGGGCGCGGGCACUUCCCUUACGACCAGCUCGGGCUGGCGGGCAGCCGCACGGUGCACGAGAAGGAGGUGUUCAGCGCGUCCGAGGCGCCGCCGAACCUGUGGAUCUACCAGCACAACGAGUACUCGCGCUACACCAAGUUCCCCAGCAACAUCCACUUCUUCUGCCACGCCGCGCCGGCCAAGGGCGGCGAGAGCCCGUUCGCCCACAGCGCCGAGAUGUACGACCGCGUGGCGGCCGAGCUGCCGGGCUUCCUACACGACCUGACGGAGAAGGGCCUGAUCUCGCCCGACGUCUACCGCCCGCCCGGCAAGGAGGCCAAGAACUUCAUCUUCACCUGGGCCGGCCCGCUGGCCUUUGGCCGCGACAUCCAGCCCGGCGACGACAUGGCUACCAUGAAGCGCAAGGCCGAGAUCCAGGCCGCGCGCCUGACCCCGCAUUUCUGGUGGCGCGACAACGACGAGCUCGAGGUCCACCAGCACGUCCCUGCCGUGCGCCGCCAUCCCGCCACCGGCAAGCCCGUCUUCUUCAACAGCCUGGCCGGCCGCUACGGCACCGCCUACGACCGCGGCGCCACCGACCCGCCCUACGUCGGCGACGACGGCAUGGCCUUCCCCCCGGCCACCUACCGCGACGGCUCCACCAUCCCCAAGGAAUACCUGCAUCGCACCUGGGAGAUCAGCCAGGAGAUCGCCGUCCUGAUCAAAACCCAGCCCGGCGACCUGGCCCUGGUCGACAACUACCAGGUCUCGCAUGGCAGAGCCCCGUGGUUCGAGGGUGAGCGCAAGAUCCUCGUGAGCAUGUGGGACACGGAUAAGCCGGAGGAGAAGAUUUUGGAUUUGUGA
Messenger RNA from Capronia epimyces CBS 606.96, 1152 nucleotides. RefSeq lists its product as uncharacterized. The coding region runs from base 1 to 1152 and encodes 383 amino acids. Gene Ontology annotation, molecular function: oxidoreductase activity. The transcript has 2 exons. The record is from RefSeq and is a predicted model, not a curated record. Lineage: Eukaryota; Fungi; Ascomycota; Eurotiomycetes; Chaetothyriales; Herpotrichiellaceae.